AGUUUCCAACAUUUUUCUCCAACUCAGAAAACCGACAUCUUCGACAGUUACACACCGAGCACGAGCAGAUCGAAAGGAACAGAUCUCCAAAACUAGAGCUGAAACAUUUUCACUUUCCGUUUCGGAGCUGGGAAAUCGGCUGCGUUCGUCGUUCCUCUUCGAGUUAUGCAGAGUACAGCGCAAUCUUGGUUCAUGGGGGGACCUAGUAGCACCGAUCAGCAGCAAGCCUCGUCUCUGCUCGCCGACUGGAACUCUUACGCGGCCUCCAAAGCUUCAGAAGAGACUGGAUCGUCUAGCUUAGGUAUCGACCUCGAAGCUGCUGUAAGAACUGCCAACGAUAAGGUUGCCGGGACUUUCAACGUGGUUUCGAAAGGAGUGAUGGAUUUGCCAGGGAACUUCCAAUCUGCUGCCAGCAGUGUCCCUUCUGGAAAAUCUCUCAUGUACUUUGGUUUACUCCUAGCGACUGGAGUGUUCUUCAUUUUCAUUGCAUUUACCAUGUUCCUUCCGGUCAUGGUGCUAAUGCCUCAGAAAUUUGCAAUCUGCUUUACCCUUGGAUGUGCUUUCAUCAUUGGAUCAUUCUUUGCCCUAAAAGGUCCCAAAAAUCAGCUUGCACACAUGUCAUCAAAAGAGAGGCUUCCUCUUACAUUGGGAUUCGUUGCCAGCAUGGUGGGUACUAUCUAUGUUUCCAUGGUGCUUCACAGUUAUAUUCUUUCUGUGCUUUUCUCCGUGUUCCAGGUACUUGCACUUCUAUACUAUGCCAUUUCCUACUUCCCUGGAGGAUCUGCUGGCGUGAAGUUCCUUACAUCGGCUCUCAUGUCUUCAAUACUGAGGUGUUUUGGUAGGUGAUAAAGAGGCACAAAGCAAAACAGGGUAUUGCAUUUUUUCCCCCUUCUUUGGAUACCUGUUUGUAAUAGUUCAUGUCCUGAAAGAAAUUGUGUAUGCCUUGAAUCCAAUUGAAACAGAACGUUGCAGUUCCACA
This is a messenger RNA of Macadamia integrifolia, 979 nucleotides long. RefSeq names its product protein transport protein sft2-like. The transcript is spliced from 4 exons. The record is from RefSeq and is a predicted model, not a curated record. Gene Ontology annotation, cellular component: membrane. The coding region runs from base 166 to 846 and encodes 226 amino acids. Gene Ontology annotation, biological process: vesicle-mediated transport. NCBI's taxonomy places the organism in Eukaryota, Viridiplantae, Streptophyta, Magnoliopsida, Proteales, Proteaceae.